Messenger RNA from Oldenlandia corymbosa var. corymbosa, 1919 nucleotides. The record is from the annotation of a GenBank genome assembly. Lineage: Eukaryota; Viridiplantae; Streptophyta; Magnoliopsida; Gentianales; Rubiaceae.
GCCCGUUCAGCUAAAUCCAACGCGUCCGCUAAUUUUGCGGACGCGUUUGAGAUGCCCUUAGAGCAGCAGCGGUAUGUAGCUUUAGCAGCUACAAUCGGCUACUUACUUCGAGGAUGGGAUAAUUCAACGAUUGCCGACGCCGUAUUGUAACAUCAAGACGGAAUUCCAUCUGGAGACAGACCCAAAACUGGAAGGCCUUAUUGUGGCCAUGUCUCUAAUUGGCUCCACUCUGAUCACCGCAUCCGCCGGUGGAGUUUCUGAUUGACUCGGUCGUCGUUCCGUGCUGAUCAUCUCUGCCAUCCUUCGUGUCGUGAGCGGCGUAUAGAUGUUAUGGUCUCCCGGCGUGUAUGCCCUACUUUUCCAAGGCUUCUCGAUGGUUUUGGAAUUGGUUUGACUAUUGUCAUAGUUCCGAUCUACAUCUCCGUGACAGCUCCGCCAGAAAUCAGGGGUUUACUCAGCACUUUUCCUCAGUUUAUCGGUUCAUUUGGGAUGUUUCUCUCCUACUGCGUGGUCUUUGGGAUGUCAUUGCUGGACUCGCCUUGUUAGAGAUUGAUGCUUGGAUUUAUCUUGAUUCCGUCUAUGUUGUGCUUCGUUUUGGGUGUGUUUUAUUUGCUGGAGUCGCCUAGAUGGCUUGUUAGUAAAGGGCAGUUUCCGGAGGCAGAGCAGGUUUUACAGCGGCUUCUUGGAAGGAAUGAUGUAAAUGGCCAAAUGACACUGUUAAUUCAAGGACUGGGAAAAAAGUAUAACAAUGUUGAGUCCCAGGACGAAUUGGAGGACAAUUUGCAGAACUCGUUAAUGUCAUCAAUAACGGAUGAUGAUGACAUUGGUUGGCUCAAUCAAUAAAGAUUCAGCGAAAUGGCUAAUUGGUUGGAAUGACAUGUUGGAAGAGCCAGGAGUUAAGGCUGUGUUGUUUGUUAGGAUUGGAAUUCAGAUGCUUCAGCAAUUUUCAGGUAUACACUACUACGCUCCCCAGAUUCUAGAGCAGGCAGGGGUGGGAGUUAUUUUGUCGAACUAUAUCGGCAUUAUCUCCGAAUCCGCAUCUAUACUGAUUAGUGCCUUUAUGACGCUGUUGAUGUUGCCUGCCAUAGCUAUUGCCAUGCGGCUAAUGGAUAUAUCUGGCAGAAGGACAUUGCUGCUGACCACAAUACCUGUUCUGAUCUUAACACUUGUAGUCUUAGCUCUAUUUGGAGGUAAUAUUGUUGAUUUGGGGAAGGUUGCGAAUGCCGUGGUUUCAACCGUGUGUGUAGUUGCUUAUUCUUGUUUCUUUGUGAUGGGGAUUGGUCCCGUACCCGGGAUUCUGUGUGCGGAGAUGUUCCCGACAAGAGUGCGCGGGAUAUGCAUCACCAUUUGCACCAUGGCGUUUUGGAUCGGAGACAUUGUAGUCACCUAUACUUUCCCGGUGAUGAUGAGUUCCAUUGGCCUUGGUGCUGUUUUUGGGCUAUAUGCAGUUGUGUGCGUCCUGUCGUGGUUUUUCGUGUUCAAGAAAGUUCCUGAAACUAAGGGUAUGUCGCUGGAGGCCAUCAGCGAGUUCUUUUCUCUUGGCGCGAAAGCGUCCACAAAGGAAAACGAUCCCAUAGUUGCUUCAUUCGUCUGUAUAAAAACAUGAGCAGUGAUAUCCUAGAAUAGUUUCUCACAAGUUUUAGAUUGCACCAUAGUGUAGGAUAUGUAAAGAGUUUUAUCACUUUGUUGCCAGUUAUUUGUACUCCACUGGUUUCUCAUUCCUGAUUUUGUAGACAACAUUGAUUUUUCAGUGGAGUAACAAUGUAGAAAAACCACAAAAGAAGAAAACUACUCCACUUCUUUCUGUGUUAAGUUUUGUUGAGGUGGUGGCCUAGUAGUAGUAUUCAGGAUCAGAGCUGGUUUGAUUGCAGGGAACGAAAGCAAAAUCUUACCAAAAUGAUAGACUACUUAAAAAUACG